This is a messenger RNA of Schistosoma rodhaini, 1198 nucleotides long. NCBI's taxonomy places the organism in Eukaryota, Metazoa, Platyhelminthes, Trematoda, Strigeidida, Schistosomatidae. The record is from the annotation of a GenBank genome assembly.
AGCUCAUCAGGCGUAGCUAUGAAUAUAAAUGGCGCUUCUUGAAAUAUAUCGUUGUCCAGUGUUGAGAGAAAUACACUUUCCAUUUUUCCACAUUGGGACAGCAUUUCAGUUGAUCAUAACCAUAUCUUCUCUUAUAGUUCCUUUCUUUAUAUGCUAUCGCUCGGGCGGUAAGUUACAAAAAGUAUUAUGGAUUUUGGUUACAAGAUUCAAUUUAUAUUGAACAACCACAAAUACGUUUUUUAAAACAAGUUUAUAUGGAAUUGAAAGGAUCUAAUCAAACCAGCUAUACAUGGAGUACCUAUACAGAUUUAAAUAGUCAAUUCAGUUCAAAUCUUAUUAUACCUCAUAUGUCUAUUCAACAAUUAGAUGAUAAUUAUGAUGGAAUAUAUGAUCAAUUAAAAUUGAAAUUUCAAAUUCCAAUUGAAGAUCAAAUAAAUAGUUUAUAUAUAUUACUACUAUUUAGUUAUCAAUUAAAAGAACGUAUGAAUUUAAUAAUGCAAACUCCAUUAAUUAUUCGAUUUGACAUGCCAAAUUUAUUGGGAUUUUGUAAAUAUUCUAUGUAUGGACAAUUAUCAUUACAUCAAAGAGAACCUUUACUUGAAGGUUAUAUGAAUACAGUCUAUAAUAAUUCAAUUAUCAAUAACGAACAACAUAAACUUAAAGAUAUUCAAUUGGAUACCAUUCAAAAAUUUUUAAAUAAACGACAUGUAACAUUAAAAAUUGAUCCGAAAUAUGAAACUUGGACAUUGGGUUCUGCAAGUUACUUAGAUCCAUUAGUAUUAAAUUUAACUUUGUUUUAUAAACCAAACAAAAUUUGGUCACAUCCAAAUAUUUUUCAUAUGUUAUGGUGGGGAUGGAUACAAUAUUUUCCUAUUUUAUUAUUUAGUCUAUUUAUAGGUGAUCGAAUUAAAGCAUUUGUUUAUGGGCAUCAUUUAAUUUAUGGAUUUAUUAUGAAAUAUGAUAGGAUACUAUAUAAACAGUAACUGUUUUUCACCCCCCACCCGCCAUCCCUCUUUCUCUUUCUCUUUUGUCACUAUGUCAAAUUGAAAAAAUAACAGUCAAGAAUGGAAGUAAUAUUUUUUUGGGGGGGAUAAUUUGUAAUAUAUACAUAUAUUGUUUACCUAACUAAAUAUUUGUAUCUAUGUGAGAACUGUUUUAUUCGGCGUCUUUUUUACUUCAUUAAAAGUGGUUAAAACAA